Messenger RNA from Clupea harengus (Atlantic herring), 2890 nucleotides. RefSeq lists its product as uncharacterized. NCBI's taxonomy places the organism in Eukaryota, Metazoa, Chordata, Actinopteri, Clupeiformes, Clupeidae. The record is from RefSeq and is a predicted model, not a curated record.
CAUACUUGGCACGCCCUCACACAGCAACUACUGUACGCCGGGGAGAGGUUGUUUAGCUUUGUAGCCAUGUCGAGGAGACGCUGUGUUUUGCGUUGUGAGGGGAAAUCUCCUUUGUAUGCUCUGCCAAAGGUAGAACAACAGAGAAGUCAGUGGUUGAACUUCGUUUUUACUAAUGUUCCCUCCACUGUUCCGAACAUUUUACUGUGUGUCCGGCACUUCACGGAGGACUGCUUCAAAAACCGUGCGCAGUUCGAUGCUGGAUUUUCACAGCUCUUACUCCUAAAGGACGGGGCAAUUCCAACUUUGUGUGGCCCAAGUGGAGCUUCAGGCUCACAACCUGUGGUGUGCCUUCGACUUCAGCAGGACACUGAUCGCCAGAUAUCAGAAGUGUGCGUCGUCCAAGGUUGCAGCAGGACCUCACAGCUCCAGAGUUUCCCCACAGACCCGGCGCUUCGGCAGCAGUGGAUGACUUGCCUCGUGGGGCGCCUGAAGCACCCUGUUAACCCUUCAAGCAGCGCGUGCAGUGCACACUUCACCGCUGACUGCUUCAUGAACGGGCAGCAGAAUCAGUCAGGUGUGGCUCCCAGCUUAACGCUCAAGGCGGACGCACUGCCAACACUCUUCAUAGGCAACAGCAACAAGAUGCAACCCUGGCCCCUGGAGAGGCGCAGCGUGGCGUGUCAGUGUGAUCCUCCACGGAAAUCGGUUGGAACGCAGUUGUCCAAGAACACGCUUCUCUCCGUGCGAAGCAAAGCAACUCAGACUCCUGCAGUGACGCACAUUUCCCUUGACGAGAGUGUGGACUUUAUGGCAUCUGGUGCAAAAAUCACAAUGAGAGAAUCGAGAGAGACCAAGAGUGACUCUUCCUUAAUGCUGAACAGGGACACCUUAGUGUCGGAGGCUGUUGUGCAGAUUGCCAGCCUGCUGCAGCUGUUCCAGAGGUGCUUAGGGUGCUGCAGUCAGGUGUGCAGGAUCACCACGCGCCGCGACGGGCCCGUCCUCCACGUGGUGCAGCAGUGUUGGACGUGCCGCCACCGCAGAGAGUGGGCCAGCCAUCCCCCAGACCACCUGUUCACAGACCCAGCAGACAGUCACCAGGCAGAAGAGGAGUCAGUGGAACGGUCAUGUGAAGACAUUGACAUAGAUAUGGAGGAGGAGAUGACCGAGGAGGAAGAGGAGGAGGAGGAGGAACAGGAACAGGAGGAACAGAAGUCAAAGAGGAAAAGGAAUGACAGUGACGAUGAGUGGGCUCCAAGUAUUGAAGGAUUCAUGCAGACGUCUGACAAGGAGUCUGGUUCAGAGGAGGAGGAGGAGGAGGACCGUCCUUUCAUGAUGGCGUGGUGCCGUGACUGUGGGGAGGAGUCCAGCACCUGCUGUUCCGAGCAGGACCACCGUCAGCUCUACUGCUGUGUUCAGUGCGGCUACAGGGAAGACCACCAAGGUCCUGCCUGCACAGAUGGCCAAGAAACCCAAAACAUGGACAAUCCCAAAGCCCCCACUGCUAGUAACCAAGAGGUCACCUGUGAUGUCAAACAAGAAGAUGACAGCAAUAACAAACUAACUGCUUCCAGUGGUUGCCUUGGGGAUUCAAAUAGCAGUCAAGGGGUCCUCACUUGUGGCAGCCAGCAUGCUAUCGCUAGUGGCAACCAGGAGGCAACCAGCAAUAGCCAACAGAGUGCCACCAGCGAAGAUUUAAACAGCAUUACAGACCAAGGGCUGAUUAACUGUGACAAGCUGCAUAACAACCGAAAUGGUAACCAAGGGCCACCCAGCAAUGAUGUUAGUGAGUUGAGCUGCAGCAAAGAACAGGGUUCUGUGAACAGCAGCGCCCAAGGAGUCACCACAACUGAAGGCCAAGAAGACACCAGCAGCAGUGACCAGGACAGUAACACUACUUCCCAACUGGAGUCCUCCAACAGCUGCCACCAAGAGGAAACAGUCUCCAAGGAGACGCAUAACAUUCCAAUGUUUGCCAUCUACUUCAGCGACCUGUACAGUCUACAGAGUCAUGUGGAGCAGUCCCAUGGUUUUAAACGCGAGCUCUGCCCAGACUGUGGGAAAUUUAUCAUCAGACGGGACAGCAGGUGUUCGCACGUCUGCGAUCACAAAAUCAAGCCGUUCUCCUGUCUCACCUGCGGCAGGUGCUUCACCAGUCCAUCAGGGCUGCACCUGCACUCUCAGGUGCACACCGAGGGCCAUGCGCUGCCCUGCCGAUACUGCUACAAGACAUUCAGGUUUCAGGAAGACAAGCUGGAGCAUGAAAAGAUCCACUUGGAGGAGAGGCUGAAGUACCGCUGCCCCGACUGCCCCAAGCGAUUUACGGACCGCUACAGUCGGAGCGCUCACCGGAAAACUCACUGGAAACAUGGCAGGUUCUUCUGCAAAGUUUGUGACAAGGGCUUCUUCAAGGCCUGUCAGCUGGAGAGACACGAGGUGGUGCAUACCGGCCUGAAACCCUACGCCUGUGAGCAGUGCGACCGCUCCUUCAACCAGCCAGGGCACCUCAAGUCCCAUAUGCGCGUCCACACAGGGGAGAGACCCUUCAAGUGCCAGGACUGUGGGCAGUGCUUCAACCACAACGUCAGCCUCAAGAACCACAUGCAGCGUCACCACGGACCCAAUGGGGAUGAAGGCGAGGGGGAGACAGAGGAGAUUGGCGACGACUAUGAUGAAUACGUGCUGUAGGACUCAACAGGGAAACACACAUGAUCGACAUUUGGUCAUUAGGCCUUUGGAAUUUUGCUUUGCGCCCAAUUCAAGUUCUGUAAAGUUGUGUUCAGUUUUUUCAUGUUCUGGUAACUGGGUGAAAAAGGUCAUGCCAAACUCAGAUGCCACAUCCAUCCCUCUCUCUCUAUCUCCAUCCCUCUCUCUCUCUCUCUAUCUCUCUGUC